AUGGCCGAACUUUACACCCUAUCCCCAUCACCACCUGCAUUGGGUGACCCUCAUGCAGCUCCAUCCAUCCCUCCGUCCUCAUCAGGGCUUCCUGCACCCAGCAGCCCCGCUCCGGAGUCCACCAGGGAGAUCCCCUUACCCAAGUCUUCCCUCUACAACGACAAAGCUUUGACUGGAAACCCUUCGGGGGGUUCAACCUCGCCUCUCCCCCCACCCACCCCGGUGCUGUUAAAUGAGACCCCGGCGCUGUUGAAUGAGCCCCCGGCGCUGUUAAAUGAGACCCCAGCUCUGAGCGAAGUGCCACAGGCGGCGUCCCCCUCUCCUGAGCUCAAUCCUGGUCCUAAUCUCUACCCUAAUGUACACGUCACCCACAACCCAAACCCUGUCAUGGAAUACAGUCAGUUUAUGUGUCCCCCUACACCGCAGCAGCGUCCCCCUACACUGCAGCAGCGUCCCCCUACACUGCAGCAGCGUCCCCCUACACCGCAGCAGCGCCCCCCUACACCGAGGCAGCGUCUCCCUACACCGCAGCAGCGCCCCCCUACACCGAGGCAGCGUCCCCCUACACCGAGGCAGCGUCCCCCUACACCGCAGCAGCGUCCCCCUACACCGAGGCAGCGUCCCCCUACACCGCAGCAGCGUCUCCCUACACCGAGGCAGCGUCUCCCGACACCGCAUCAGCAGCAGCAGCUGAAGAGGAUGAACCUCAACCAUCCCAAGAAGCACAAAACCCCCAAAGUCAGCCUCUUCAUCCUCCUGUGUCCCCAAAGCCCGAAACCCCUAAGACACCCACCAGGGCCGAACACUCCAGCCCGUCUGUCCCGACGAUUCACGAGCCGGUCUUUGUCCUCCCUAACCCCAACCGCCGACCGGCCCCCGACACCCUCAGCUACUUAG
Molecule: messenger RNA, 897 nt
Organism: Scomber scombrus (Atlantic mackerel)
Lineage: Eukaryota; Metazoa; Chordata; Actinopteri; Scombriformes; Scombridae
Exons: 3
Coding region: 1-897 (298 amino acids)
Source: RefSeq, a predicted model, not a curated record